AUGACUAGUAUUGGCGAUAUUAUGACGCGGAGUACUGGUGGUUCUCCUUCUCUGGCUUCGCUCCGGGUGGCAAAUGACGAUUUCUACGAGCUGAUACAGAUUCGGUACAAACAACUUCAUGCAGUUGAAGAGGAACACCGUCCUGCCCUACCUUUAAAGCGCAAUGGCGAAGUUAAUGGAACUGAAAUGCGUCGUCAACUCCAUAAGAUGGGUCAUACUGGUGCCUGCGUGUCGUGCGAAGCUGAAUCUGCCGCCAUAGGUAAGUUCCCCCUACCUCUAACCCCUUUCAAACUAGUCCAAAUCUAA
This is a messenger RNA of Penicillium psychrosexuale, 306 nucleotides long. RefSeq lists its product as uncharacterized. The record is from RefSeq and is a predicted model, not a curated record. The transcript is spliced from 3 exons. Bases 1 to 306 code for a protein of 101 amino acids. Lineage: Eukaryota; Fungi; Ascomycota; Eurotiomycetes; Eurotiales; Aspergillaceae.